Episyrphus balteatus (marmalade hoverfly) is the source of this 3262-nucleotide messenger RNA. RefSeq lists its product as uncharacterized. NCBI's taxonomy places the organism in Eukaryota, Metazoa, Arthropoda, Insecta, Diptera, Syrphidae. The transcript is spliced from 6 exons. The coding region runs from base 1 to 3141 and encodes 1046 amino acids. Gene Ontology annotation, cellular component: plasma membrane. Gene Ontology annotation, biological process: apoptotic process involved in development; engulfment of apoptotic cell; phosphatidylserine exposure on apoptotic cell surface. The record is from RefSeq and is a predicted model, not a curated record.
AUGUCUGAAUUCUUACCACUAUGUGACGUCCUCUUCAACGUUAUAUCAUUAGCUGGAUACUUUUGUGAUGUUGUCUUCGAUGUUGUACUGGGAUACGCUCUACUGGAACGUGGUCGUGUUGGCUAUUUUACUAUUGUGAUUUCUCUUGUCCUGUUAUCACUCAUUGUGUCUCAAAUUGUAUCAUUUCGAUGGUAUUGGAACAAUAUGAAGCGCAAGAGAGCUGACUUAGCAGCAAAUUCAGCUCAAGCCAAUGACAAUGGAGAGCUGGCAGUUCCCGAAAAGAAAGAUGUUUUCGGAGAUUGUGGGGACUCACAAGCAAUGCGAUUUAAGACUUAUUCUAUUAUUGCUGUUCACGCUAUACAAUGUGGAGUUCUCUGGCGAUAUGCGAAACUAUUUGUUCCAGUCAAUUUGAGACGUGUCAAGCAUGAAGUUCGCGAUCUAUGUAUGCUUCGUUUGGUUCAUGGUUUCUGUGAAGCUGCUCCUAUGCUCCUACUGCAACUGUACCUGCUCAUAACAAUCCAAAGUGAUAGCAAAUUUCUUUCGGAAGGAUCUGAAGUGAAAUUGAAAACAUUAAGUGGGAAGACCUACUCACCCGGAUUGACAAUCACACAACAAUCGAGUUUGGCCCAACAACAAACUGAGAAAACAUUCAAGGAUCUCAAUGUUGUUUCAGCAUCUUUAUCAUUGUUUAGCGUUUGUUGGGCUCUUGCCAGUUUUAGCAAGAAUGUUCGUUUGCAAAAAGUCCAUCGUUUGGUUCUUACAUGGCUGGGAGUUAUAUUUCAAUUUAUAUGGCGAUUGGGUACUGUAACAUCACGAAUAGCAUCACUUACUGUAUACGCCUCGGUAUAUAAAUAUUGGGUGUUUUUGGUGAUCAUAUUGCAUUGGUUUUCAAUGCUUUUGUGGCUGAUUUCGCCGAAAAAUGUUUUCCAUGGCGAAAGGAUUUCCAAAGUUCGCAAAACCUUGCUCUCAGCUUUGAUAGCUUUCGUUUAUAUCUUUGCUUAUAUUAAUCUUCAAGAAGUUAAUCAUAGACAGAAAAUGUUUACAUUCUAUAUUGUGAUGUUUCUUGAGAAUGCACUGUUGGUGUCACUUUGGUUGGCUGGAAUUUGGGACAGAAGAACUGAGCAAUGGCAUGUGACACCGUUGUUGAUUCUGGGAACCUUUGUUAUUGGAAUUUUCUUCAUGCUUUUAUAUUAUAGAUUCUUCCAUGUUCGAAGACUGAAUUGGGAAUCUGGAGGUCGUUAUCCUUCUAACGAAAAUGAAUUCAGAUCAAAUAACAAUCGAAAAGGGACCGGCAAAAUUGAUGGUUCGACAGGUCAGCCAGCUAUUGCAGGAGUCUUCAACUGUAGGUUCACAAAUCCAGUUGGAAACGCUGCAACAAAAAGAAAGAAGAAGAAACCAACAACAUUCAUUCCUCCGCCCAAUUUACGAUAUACUCCACAACUAGGUUCGGUAAGCUCUAUUAUCACAAACGGAGCUAUGGCAAUGCCUUUCUGGCGCAGACCCUUAUCACGUUCCCAGGCUGGUUCGAGUGAAAACGAAGGUAGUAGUGCUGGUUCACGUGUUAAUAUCCAUCAAAAACUCCAAGAGAAAAAACAAAAGCAACUUGCCGAAUUGAAAAUUAUCGAAGAAGAAAUCAAACAAGGUAAACUUGGUGGACCAACAACAAAUACUCUGAGCUCGGGAGAUGAUGGACGAACAUCCUUGCCUAGACAACCGAUUCCAAGAACCAAAAAACAUACAAAUUUACUCGAUGCCAUGGAAUGGUGCACAGCCAAUCCGGGAAUGUUAGAAAAAAGUUUCAGUGAUUUUGAUGAGAUGAAUAAUCUCAAUAAAUACUGCGCCGAUGAGUUGUAUUCUUCUUUUGGCUUGAGUGGUAUUAAUAUUCCAGCAUUGGAACAACAAAGUCCACUGCCAAAACCAGUCGCGUCAUCGAUUCCCUCCUCAUCACAACUCUCGGCAGCCGAAAGUAAUUCGCUCACAAGACAUGCAGUGCACGCUAGAACAAAAAUUCCACACAAUGUACCCCUAAAUCCAAUCCUAUUUGAAAAUUACUGCAGCAAUCAGCAUGGAAGUGCCAAUGGAAACUUCGAUCACUUAAAUCGACAAAACAUUUUCCAUGAAAUCAAUCAUCCAAGACAAAUUUCAGGGACUUAUAGUAGUAAUACUGCUGAAAACCCUAAAGGAGGUUUAGAGGGAGGAUUACCAUUUCCUUAUAACGUUUUGCCUCCACCAAGGUCGAAAUUAGAUAGUCGGUCAACACCACCAACACCAUCUAUUACAAUCACACAGCAACAGCAAAAACAGCAACAGCAGCAACAACAAUCACCCCAAAAAUUAGCUGCCGCUGAUUUUCUGUCCAAGUUAUCGCAGCGUCAAUAUCAAAGGGCAAAGACCCCCGAAGUCCUCUUAGCACCACACUAUCUUGACAAUUCGAGGGUUUACUACGACUGGGUUGGAAGAGAACAUCCCUAUAGGUCCCAUCAUAAUCCGGAUCGGGUAAGCAGUGGAGACGAAAAUCUAGAUGUAUCAGCAGCAGACGAUAGUGUACUUGGUUUGAAUGAACCUGUCGGACAUAGAGCUUCAUCUGAUAUAGAUAGUCAGGUUUCUCUUCCACGAUCAUAUACCCUUCCAAGAGAAUUCAAAUACUAUCGCAGAAAUAAACCACGAAAAAUUAUUAAAACAGAAACUUUCAUAACAAGCACCAAUAGCAGUGACGGUGACGUUGAUAGUGGCGAUGAAAAUGAAUCCGAAGGCAACUCUCACUCAGAUGAUUCACAAUGCAAAGCAGUUCCUCCUCCAAAUUCCAGAAUAGCUUCGAAUAACUUCCACAACCACAAUGGCCAUAAUCGUAGCCAAAAUCGAAUAUUAACUGCCGCCAGCACUGCCCCAAUUCAACAUCAUCAACUGCCGCCACAACCUAUUGUUAAGAAAACACUUCAAAUUGGAAGUAGUAAUAGUAAAACUGCAUCACCACUCAACGAAGGGCCAUCAAUAGCUGUAAAUAAUUUAGAUUUAAUUAGUGGUGUUAGUGACGUUGGACAUUUUAGUCAGUUUUCAAAUCGGCCUCGAGUAAGGACUUAUGGUCUAUCAAAGAGUACAGCAACUCAUUUGCCAUAUUGUCGGCAUGAGACGAAGCUCUAAACACAAAUAAUAAUUAUAUCCUAUAUUACUUCCUCUUCGAUCUGUUCCUCUCAUCAGUUUUACUGUUAUUUAUAUAAAAUACUUGUUAUAUUCUUUUGUUUGAUAUUAUUAUUUUUUUUUU